Prorocentrum cordatum is the source of this 3194-nucleotide messenger RNA. The record is from the annotation of a GenBank genome assembly. Lineage: Eukaryota; Dinophyceae; Prorocentrales; Prorocentraceae.
CCAGGGUUUAGCGAUCAAGGGCAGAGGAAAGCUUGGAAUCCAGCCUGAGGUCGCUGGGCAAGCGUGCUGCUGCUUUGGAGUCCCUGCUCGUAUAUCGGUGCAGGUUGUUUUGCGGGAACUUUUCCGCGACGCGGCUGUCUAAUGUGUGGCAGAGAACGGCCUCCAAAUGGCGAUUGGCAGCGCGUGUGGGAAGUACAGAGAGUGGCAAGUGAAUUCACCUCUCAACAGGGAUCUUGGAACGAAAGAGAAUGCCAAAGCAAUUGGCUACGACGCGCUAGGGUUAGCGCAAGCGAGCAUGGCAGGCAGUGACAGCAGGCUUUCGCGCUGCUCAACAAGAUGCGCGAGGCGAAGCUUGGGCCAAUCAUCAUCAUCAUCAUCAUCGGCUCUCGCGCUGGGAUCGCCGCUUGCGAUAGGUCAGCAGUCGACGCGGGCUCAGUCGUUGCUGAGCGCGACGGGGGAGUCAGAGUUGGAGCCCGACGCUAUCAGCUGCAGCGAUGUCGUUGCCGCGCGCGAGACAGAGGUGGCGCAGUGGCAGCAGGCCAUGUUGCUACUCAGCGGGAUGAGGAAGGCUAAUUUGGUUCCCGACACGGCGACUUACAGCGCUUCUAUCAGCGCGUGCGGGAACGGCAAGCAAUGGCAGCAGGCCUUGUCGCUGCUGAACGAGAUGUGGGAGAGGACAUUGGAGCUGGGAAACAUCAAUUACAACGCCGGGAUCAUAGCUUGCGAGAUUGCGGUACAGUGGCAGCAGGCCAUGUUGCUACUCAGCGGGAUGCGGGAGGUGAAUUUGGCUCCCGACAUGGCCAGCUACAGCGCUUGUAUCAGCGCGUGCGGGAACGGCAAGCAGUGGCAGCAGGCCCUGUCGCUGCUGAACGAGAUGUGGGAGAUGAAGUUGGAGCCGGACAACAUCAGCUACAACGCUGGGAUCCAGGCCUGCGAGACAGCGGCGAGGUGGCAGCAGGCCGUGCUGCUUCUCAGAGGGAUGCUGGAGGCGAACUGUGACCCCGACGUCAUGAGCUACAACGCUGGGGUCAACGCAUGCGCGAGAGGCAGGCAGUGGCAGCGGUCUUUGGCGCUGCUCGCCGAGAUGCGGGAGGUAAAGUUGAAACUCAACGUCAUCAGCUACAACGCUGGGAUGAGCGCGUGCAAUAAGGGGAGGCAGUUGACGCUGGCCCUAGCGAUGUUUAGGGAGAUGGGUGAGUCAAAGGUGGAUCCCGAUUGCAAGAGCUACACCAUUGGGAUCAGCGUGCACCAGAAAGGUAAGCAGUGGCAGUGCGCUUUGGCGCUGCUCCGUGAGAUGUGUGAGGUGAGACUGCAGCCCGACGCCUUCAGCUACAGCGCUGGGAUCAGCGCGUGCGAGAAAAAGGCGCAGUGGCAGCAGGCGCUGGCCUUGCUCAACGAGAUGUGGGAUGCGAGACUGCAGCCCGACGUCGUCGUUUACAACGCUGUGAUGAGCGCUUGCGGGCAAGGCCAGCAGUGGCAGCGGGCUCUGGCGUUGCUGAGCGAGAUGUGGGAGGUGACAUUGAAACCAGACGUCAUCAGUUACAGCGCCGGGAUCAGCGCGUGCGAGAAAGGUGGGCAGUGGCAGCAGGCACUGUCGCUGCUCCGCGGGAUGCGGGAUGAGGAUAUAAAGCCUGACAGCCUCAGCAACAACGCUGUGAUCAGCGCGUGCGAGAAGGGCGAGCAAUGGCAGUGGGCUUUAGCGCUGCUAAGCGACAUGUGUGAGGUGAAAUUGCAGACGGACGCCUUCUAUACUACGAUGCCCGGGGCGACGCGGGCUCAGUCGUUGCUGAGCGCGACGGGGGAGUCAGAGUUGGAGCCCGACGCUAUCAGCUGCAGCGAUGUCGUUGCCGCGCGCGAGACAGAGGUGGCGCAGUGGCAGCAGGCCAUGUUGCUACUCAGCGGGAUGAGGAAGGCUAAUUUGGUUCCCGACACGGCGACUUACAGCGCUUCUAUCAGCGCGUGCGGGAACGGCAAGCAAUGGCAGCAGGCCUUGUCGCUGCUGAACGAGAUGUGGGAGAGGACAUUGGAGCUGGGAAACAUCAAUUACAACGCCGGGAUCAUAGCUUGCGAGAUUGCGGUACAGUGGCAGCAGGCCAUGUUGCUACUCAGCGGGAUGCGGGAGGUGAAUUUGGCUCCCGACAUGGCCAGCUACAGCGCUUGUAUCAGCGCGUGCGGGAACGGCAAGCAGUGGCAGCAGGCCCUGUCGCUGCUGAACGAGAUGUGGGAGAUGAAGUUGGAGCCGGACAACAUCAGCUACAACGCUGGGAUCCAGGCCUGCGAGACAGCGGCGAGGUGGCAGCAGGCCGUGCUGCUUCUCAGAGGGAUGCUGGAGGCGAACUGUGACCCCGACGUCAUGAGCUACAACGCUGGGGUCAACGCAUGCGCGAGAGGCAGGCAGUGGCAGCGGUCUUUGGCGCUGCUCGCCGAGAUGCGGGAGGUAAAGUUGAAACUCAACGUCAUCAGCUACAACGCUGGGAUGAGCGCGUGCAAUAAGGGGAGGCAGUUGACGCUGGCCCUAGCGAUGUUUAGGGAGAUGGGUGAGUCAAAGGUGGAUCCCGAUUGCAAGAGCUACACCAUUGGGAUCAGCGUGCACCAGAAAGGUAAGCAGUGGCAGUGCGCUUUGGCGCUGCUCCGUGAGAUGUGUGAGGUGAGACUGCAGCCCGACGCCUUCAGCUACAGCGCUGGGAUCAGCGCGUGCGAGAAAAAGGCGCAGUGGCAGCAGGCGCUGGCCUUGCUCAACGAGAUGUGGGAUGCGAGACUGCAUCCCGACGUCGUCGUUUACAACGCUGUGAUGAGCGCUUGCAGGCAAGGCCAGCAGUGGCAGCGGGCUCUGGCGUUGCUGAGCGAGAUGUGGGAGGUGACAUUGAAACCAGACGUCAUCAGUUACAGCGCCGGGAUCAGCGCGUGCGAGAAAGGUGGGCAGUGGCAGCAGGCACUGUCGCUGCUCCGCGGGAUGCGGGAUGAGGAUAUAAAGCCUGACAGCCGAAUCAGCAACAACGCUGUGAUCAGCGCGUGCGAGAAGGGCGAGCAAUGGCAGUGGGCUUUAGCGCUGCUAAGCGACAUGUGUGAGGUGAAAUUGCAGACGGACACCUAGUCAGCUACAGCGCUGGGAUGAGCGCGUGUGAGAAAGGCAUGCAGUGGCAGUGGGCUUUGUUUCUGCUGUGCGAGAUGGGGCAGGUGAAGGUGGAGCUCAA